Molecule: messenger RNA, 2670 nt
Organism: Schistosoma turkestanicum
Lineage: Eukaryota; Metazoa; Platyhelminthes; Trematoda; Strigeidida; Schistosomatidae
Source: the annotation of a GenBank genome assembly
UUUAUUCUCAUAAUUAUGUUUUAUAGCUAUUGUUUAAACAUCCCAGAUAUGCAUUUCAAAAUCAAUCAGGAUUUCGCUAAAAACUACAACCGAUAUCGACAAAAGGAAGAAUACGAGAAAUUAAAGGCUAAGCAUGGUGAUAAACUGAAAGAUAUUAAGCUAUCCAACUUAACUGAUGCUGAUUUAAAACCGGAUAAAGAUAAUGCUCUAGUUUCAGAUGACGAUGAUGAGUCUACUUCCUCAAUUUCUUCAGACACUGAUGUUAGUUGGGAAGAAAAGCAGCAAGAUGAUUUCUUAAAUUUAUAUCAAGCUCUAUGCACUAAUGAUCCAUCCCUCAAUGAUCCUAAUAAACAAUGGUUUCGUGAACCUAGUGAAUCAUCAGAUGAUAGUAGUUCAAAGUCCACAGAUGAGAUUUCUGAUUCGGAAAUUAGUAAAAAUAACAACACACAAAAACAAAUGGAUGUUAAGAGAACAAAGAAACACGUUUUGAAACUUCGAGAUUAUGAACGUGAAUUUCUGUUAACUCAAAAUGGCUUGGAGGAUGAAACUGUUUCAAAGGAGGCGGAAAAAAUCGCGCAGAUGGAAAGUGACGAUGUUUUGAAAAAACUGGAAAAACAGUCAACAGAUUUAUCAAAGAAACAAUUUAUUCUAGAGGCUAAUGAAGCACUCAAUCAGGCGGCUAUAAUUUCAAAUGAAAUGAAGGACAAUAGAAACAGUGACAGUGAUAACGAUGAUUUGAAUUUUUUACGGAAACGAAAAAGCGAAAUAGAAUCGCCUACUUCAAAUAAAAAAAAGCGUAAAUGUCAAUAUGAUUUGGAUAAAAUAGUUUUCACUAAUUCAAGUAACAAAGAAGCUGAAGAAUUUCUACGUGAUUACAUUCUAAAUAAACGUUGGAUUGAACCUAAUUCACAACGAAAUGAUAAAAUCCCAACUUAUUCUGAUAUUCUACAAGAAUCUGGCCUAGAUACAAAUGGUGAUCAAAUAAAAAAUCUUUUAAAUGACGAUGAUAUUCUUGAUGAAGAUGAUGAAUUCCUAGUGAAAGCAAAUAAUUUUGAACAAGAACGUUUACAGUCUCUAGGUGUUAACAUGGGUGUUACAAAAUUGCAUAAAACUCAACAUCGUUUUGAAGAAGAAGAUAAAGAAUUUAUAAAAUCCUACCCUCGUAUUAUAGAGAAUAGUAUUGGGCAAACACUUUGUGUAAAAUCGAGACGAGCUGAACGUAGACAAGCUAAGAUUGAACGUAAGCGAAAAGAGAAAAAAGCUAAACUUCAAGAAUUAACUCGCUUACGUAAUCUCAAAUUAAGUAUGCUAGCGGAAAAAAUUGAAAGAAUUAAGCGUACUUGUGGUCCAGGUUCAUUAUUGCUUGAUGCUAACGAUUUAAUGAAAUCACAGGCUACGAAAUGUGAUGAUAAUAGUAGCAAUGAGUUAAAAACUUCUUCCAAGGUAGAUGUACUAGAUGUUGCUGAAUAUUUGGAUGAUGAUUGGGAUCCUGAAAAACAUGAAAAAUUGUUGAACUCAAUGUUUGGUAAGGAAUACGAAGAAAUAGAUGAAGAGAUAAAAAAGCCGGAGUUUUCAGAUGAGAGUGAUCUAGAAAUGGAGCCGUCCUCAGAUGAUAAACGUAAUUCACCUCCGAAAAAACACAAAUCAAAAUCUUGUAAUAAUGAUUCCGCAGACAAUACACCACCUAAACAAUCCGGUAAUAUGAAUCCUAUCGACACACUUUCUACUGCAAAUGGUAAUAAUAAGACAAGGCGUGGAAAACGACAACUAUUUGAAGCAUUGGAAAGAAACAAACCAAUUUUUAAUCCCGAUGAUUAUCCAGACUUUGAAAAAUACUUUGAAGAAUUUUAUCAAUUACAUUGCGAAGAUAUUAUACCUGGUCCUACUCCUGAUGAGGAUGUUUAUUGUCGUUUCAAAUAUCGUAAUGUUUUGCCAAAUGAUUUUGGUUUGAGUACAGAAGAGAUAUUAAAAGCUGAUACUAAAGAAUUGAAUGCAUGGGUAUCAUUAAAACGUAUAACAGCUUAUUUAUCACCUGAUGAAGAAUUGAAAGACCAAGAGUUAUACAGUUCUAACUAUCAAUUGAAACGUAAAAUGGCUGUUUUGGGAUCAUUAAAUAAUCCAAACGCGACAUGGUAUCCUAAUAAGAAUGAAGAAAUUGAAAGUAAUGCUGUGUCGAAAAAGAAACGCAGACGUCAUAAGAAGAAAAAAGGACUUGAUUCAGGGACGCAGGAAGUUGAACUCAAUGGUGAUGAUAAUGAUGAUAAUAAUAAUCAUGAAAACAACAGUAAUAAUGAUUCAGUGAAACAAAAUGACAUUGAUUCUGGAAAUGGAGAGAAGCCGAUGAAGCUAAAGAAAAAGAAGUAUGUUGCAGACGCCUGCAAGUUAAAUAAAAAAGAUAUUUUCAAAUCCCGUCUCCAGGCUGCUGGCAUAACGUUGAAAGAAUAUCACCGUACAAUGCAGAAAAAAAAGCGGUGUAGAUCUGAAGGUUCCAAUGAAUAAAAUAACCAUUGUUUUGAAAAUUGUUUACUUCAAAUUAUUUGAUUUUAUAUUCCUUAGGUUUAAAUGCGAAUCUAUAGGUGCAUCUUACUUCAUUAUUGCCAAGUCAGAACAGUCUAAGAAUACUGAGUUUUGAUCAUAGUAAAAACUCAUCUAAAUAGAUAUUUGGUGUGC